AUGGCUCCUGGGGGUCGGGCCGGCUUCCGUGGAGGUUCAAGAGGCCGAGGAGGAACCAGGGGUGGUAAUGGCAGGGGAAGGGGCAGAGGUGGCAGAGGCGGCAGAGGCGGCAGAGGAGGUGCAUCUUACUCACGCGGGCCAAAGUUUGAAAGUACAAGAGUGGAAUACAGCGACUCGGAAGAUGAGUCUGAGCAGGGGGGGUCAGGUAGCGAGGAAGUCGACGAGGAUGUUGUUGAAGACGUCUCAGAAGAUGAGGCCGACAGCAAAGCAGCCGCUCGGCCUUAUAUGACCCUCAUCAAGAGCCUGACAGAUGAGGGCACUGCACCCCGGGCCAAGAGGAGAAAGCUGGUCCAUGAAACAGCGCAGCCCGAAGCCUCAAAGGACCAGCCCGAGGAUGAGAAGGCGAACGUCGACACGGAGCGACUUGAGGAUGUCGACUUUGUUGAGGAGCCUGAGGAGACACCGGAAGAGACUUUUGCCGAAGAUGCCUUUGACCAGGAUGACGAAGACGAGGUCGAGGACAGCUCGGAUCCCUUCCAAGGCCACUUCAGUGCCCCCGACGAUGAGACCGUAGCGAGAAGACUACAGGCGAUCGGAGAAUCAAAAUGGGCCACAAAGAAGGUAGCGGCAAAUGGCACGAGAACGGUGCUCAGCAUACCCGACACGGGCGACAGGAAGGAUGAGGUCUCGGCGCCAGCGCCAAUCUCAAGCGCCUCGGAUCUGCACCUGAAGCACAAGCUGGCUGAUUCCAUGAAGGAGAGGCGGAAGCUUGAUGGUCUCGAACAGUCUCUUGCACCGCACGUUUUUGGCUAUCGAGACUUGCUCUUCUGUCAGAGGUCACUCAACAACGGGAAGAGCGUACGGCGGCUGGCUUGUCUCCAUGCGCUCAACCACGUCUUCAAGACCCGAGACCGGGUGAUCAAGAACAAUGCCAAGAUAGCUCACCAAAAGGACGGGGAGGAACUCGAGCUUCGCGAUCAGGGCUUUACACGGCCAAAAGUCCUCAUGAUCCUCCCCACGCGGGAAUCAUGUUAUAAGAUGGUGGAGGUCAUGACGGCGCUCUGCCGGCCUGACACGCAGGAGAAUAAGAAGAGGUUCGAGGAUUCAUACCAUGACAAGGAUGAUCGGUUCUCGGGCGAGAAGUCGGCGGACUUCCGGGAGCUCUUCGCGGGCAAUGAUGAUGACAUGUUCCGCAUUGGCAUCAAAUUCACCCGCAAGACGAUCAAAUUCUUCGCACAGUUCUACAACUCGGACAUCCUAUUUGCCAGCCCGCUAGGUCUGAGGAUGGCCAUUGGCUCCGAGGAUGGCAAGAAGGUCGAGCACGACUUCUUGUCAUCUAUCGAGGUGGUGAUCAUGGACCAGGCCGACUCCCUCCUGAUGCAGAACUGGGAGCACGUGGAGUACAUCUUCGAGCACCUCAACCUGCAGCCCAAGGAUGACCAUGGGUUCGACGUGAGCCGAGUGCGCAGCUGGUACUUUGAUAACCAGGCGCGCAACUUCCGCCAGACACUUAUCUUCUCGCAGUUCAACACGCCGGAGCUGUCCAAGCUGUUCCGGGUGCACUGCCAAAACUGGGCGGGCAAGACACGCGUCGAGCCCGAGCACACGGGCGUUAUCGGAGAGCUGGGCGUCAAGGCGAAACAGACUUUCUCCCGCAUCGAUCCGCCCUCCGUUGGCAGCGAACCUGAGGCGCGCUUCGACUACUUCACCAAGGCCAUCGUGCCAACGCUCGUCAAGCGAGCCAAGGACGCCACCGGCACCCUCAUUUUCAUCCCGUCUUACCUGGACUUUGUACGCGUGCGCAACUACUUUGCGACGAACCAAGCGGUGGAGAGCCUGACAUUCGGGGCCAUCUCCGAGUAUGCUACAGUUCCCGAGGCAUCACGGGCGCGGUCACACUUCUUUGCUGGCCGGCUCAAGGUGCUUCUCUACACAGAGAGGGCGCAUCACUUCCGGCGUUACCUGCUCAAGGGCGUGCGACGGGUCAUUAUGUACGGCCUUCCAGACAACCCGCUCUUCUACAAGGAGAUCACCGGGUCCCACCUGGCCAGGGCGGAGCAGGACCUGGUGAUCGAGGCUGGGCAAGGCAGUGUGCGGGUCAUGUUCUCCAAGUAUGAUGUACUCAAGCUGGAGAGGAUCGUUGGGUCGCAGAGGGUCGGCAAGAUGAUCCGGGAGAGGGGUGACACGUUUGACUUUGUUUGA
Messenger RNA from Diaporthe batatas, 2202 nucleotides. RefSeq names its product rRNA-binding ribosome biosynthesis protein UTP25. Gene Ontology annotation, molecular function: rRNA binding; U3 snoRNA binding. Gene Ontology annotation, cellular component: small-subunit processome; nucleolus. NCBI's taxonomy places the organism in Eukaryota, Fungi, Ascomycota, Sordariomycetes, Diaporthales, Diaporthaceae. Gene Ontology annotation, biological process: maturation of SSU-rRNA from tricistronic rRNA transcript (SSU-rRNA, 5.8S rRNA, LSU-rRNA). Bases 1 to 2202 code for a protein of 733 amino acids. The record is from RefSeq and is a predicted model, not a curated record. The transcript has 2 exons.